UUCAUUCAGUAUUAAUCUGUGGCAGGCAGCCUCAAGCACAGGGUGCAGCUGUUGGCUGUCUGCUCGGUGCCCCUGUUGUUUGUGCAUGUGUGUGUGUGUGUUUGUGUUUGUGUUUGUGUGAACUGGUGGUCUAGUGGAGAAGACCCCUCUCGUGCUCUUCUCUUGAGUCAGGAUGAAUCUCUUCUGCUUCUCUCUGGAAGGCUCUCUGGACAGUCUGUAUGAGGCUGUGCAAGACUCGAGUAACACAGAGGUGUACAGCGUCCCCACCAGAUCCCGCAGUCAUGCUGGCCUGCUGCAUGAGCACAGUAAAUGGAAUGCAACUCGUCGCUGCAGCUCCACGGACUUCUCCUAUGCCAGUAACAGCACCUCAAGGAAGAAGACCAGUGGGAUGGUGUCAAAAUCUGUGUCAGACAAUGAAUCCCUAGAUAAUGCCUCCUGCAGUAAUGGGCCUCCAUUCUGGCUGCCUGCCAGAAACCCAGAAGAUUUACUCCACAUCAAGAACAAUCAGAAUGAAGAGCUGGAAUCCUCUGUGACACAGUUACACCACAGGACAUCACAAGAAAAUCUAUACCCAAAAAUGUCAAGACCACUGAAGCUUGUGUGCUAUGAGGAAUACACCCCCAACCAACAGCUUCAAAGAGCUGCGACUGUCACAAAAAACAAAGAUAUAAGAGAGUCAAGAGGAACGACCAGGAAAAGUCAAAAGUCUGGGAAGAAAGGAAAUGGAAAUAUCAGACCAAGAAACACAAGCAAGCCUACAGGUAAAGGUCGCUCAAAAAGUCGUGGCCCAAGCCCAGCAGCAGCUGCAGCAGCCCUGGAGAACGGCGUCCACAGACUGGACCUCAGGGAUGGGGGCGCACCAGGCUCCAGGGAGCGUCAGAGUUGGAGCGCCCCAAUCGAGGCAACCCAAGUCUGGUGUCCCUCUUACCAUACCUGCCGUAGACCUCACACCGAGUACCAUGUCUACUCCCAAGAUCUUACAUUACCACCAGGCAAGGACUGGAUCAGACCAGAACUGACCACAGACAGAUGUGUGAGGAGAGAUGGACCCUGCAGCAUUGUCCGCUCGGUCACAGAUAUGGAUGUCUCAAAACGAUCCACCAGCUUUGGAAGAUUUGACAAACAACAACAACCAACAGUGAAACCACAAGAAAAUGGAACAGCUGUGCCUGAAGGAGGAAAUGUGUCUCUUGAGAAUUGUGAGCCAGGCAAACAGGGUGGCUUGGGGAAGAAGAUGAAGGCCAUUUCUAUGACGAUGCGCUUAAAGAUGGGCAGGAAAUGUGCCAAGAAUUUCGCAGAAGACAUGGUUGAUCAGCCAGCCAAAGAUAAAGAGGAAGAAACAGACAGUCCCACCGAUAAGCCCAGUGACUCCUCAGAGAGUCUGUACAGUGGACAGAGUUCUACUAGCUCAGGUGGUGUGGUGAGCAGCUCUGACGGCUGUAGCAUACGAGGCAGCCUGAGGCUGGAGGAGGAGGUCCCCUACGCAGGCCAGUUCUGCGGACGCGCCCGAGUGCACACAGACUUCGUUCCAAGCCCCUAUGACACAGACUCCCUCAGGCUCAAGGUUGGAGACAUUAUAAGCGUUAUACGUAAACCCCCUAUGGGCAUAUGGACGGGCAUGCUGAACAACAAAGUGGGGAAUUUUAAGUUCAUCUAUGUCGACAUGCUCCCUGAAAAAGAGAAAGAAGAUGAUACUCCAAAGAUAAGGCCACAGAGACUCUCAAAAAGGCCACGACCCAAAACCUUACUGGAAUUACUUGAACGUUUGCAAUUAGAGGAGUAUGCCUCUUCACUGCUACUGAAUGGCUACCAGACAGUGGAAGACUUGAUACAUCUACAAGAGAAACAUCUUAUAGAACUAAACAUCACUGAUCCUGAACAUCAACGAAAGCUGCUUGCUGUCGCUGAUGUUCACUAUGAAAUAGGAGGUGAUGACCAUGGCAAUGAUAAAGAGGACAAAGACACAAACGACUGCCCACGGGACUCUGGUUGUUUUAUUCCAUCAGAGUGUUCAGAAAGUAGGGACGAUGGGGAAAGUCAAUCAACAACACCUGACGCUCCAGAACAUGGCUGAUAACCAGCUCACCAGCGACGUGUCGCUAUUCAAUGCUAUGUCAUGUAUAUAUUUGUUUUAAUUCAUUUUGCAAAGAUUUAAUUCUCCAAUGUUAUCAUCUUUAUUUGUUAACAAAAAGGGGUAGGCCUAUUAGAUGUAAUGUGCUUGUUAUUUUUCCCACAUCGCCUUGAUUUAUAGUCAACAUGGUCUGUUAAAAAUAUUUGGCAGAUUUGACUGAAAAGAUGUGUGUGUGUGUGUGUGUGUGUGAUAGAGGCUUCCUUUUUUAUUCACUUUUUUAGCAAAAUAUAUUUAAUCAAUGUAAAUAGCCUAUCUGAACAUAAUAAUACAAUGAUAAUAAAUUAUUUACCUUGGAUACUU
This is a messenger RNA of Alosa alosa (allis shad), 2431 nucleotides long. It is a transcript of the gene samsn1a, whose product is annotated as SAM domain, SH3 domain and nuclear localisation signals 1a. Lineage: Eukaryota; Metazoa; Chordata; Actinopteri; Clupeiformes; Clupeidae. The coding region runs from base 173 to 2074 and encodes 633 amino acids. The transcript is spliced from 16 exons. Gene Ontology annotation, molecular function: protein binding. The record is from RefSeq and is a predicted model, not a curated record.